GACGCGUAUAGCAGCGCAUCGCCUCCCGUCGUUCCUCUCGUCGACGGUGAAAGAGAGAGUUCGUCGUCGCGUUCGCGCGUCUCCUGCAGCCCCCCUCGAUCACGGAUCCGCUCGCGCGAUAGCCCACGGUAGUCCGAGUGGAGUGAGAACGACUCGCGCCCGCGGCUACUCGAGUCGGUGCCGCGGUGCGACUUUCCGGAGCGGCGGCGCCGCGAGAGAGAACAGGUUGAAGCCGUUGAAGGAGAAAAGCGUCGUCCGGUGUUGCUCCGCUCGCAACCUAUAUAUUUUUCCCGUGCAUGGAAGAAGGGCCAUGUAACCUAUGCUAGUGAAGUGUAGCAAAUGGAAGGUUUUAAGGUGAAAGAUGAACCGAUGGAUGCAUUAGCCAUAGACAGUCAGGUUAUGGUAAACUUUUUGUAUGAAAACGACAGCAGGAUGAGAACAUUGUGAGCGUCGUGCUUAAGGAGGAACCAGGCGACAGAUUCGAUCCCGACUACAUGGAGGAUAUUUGUUCAGGCACUUUCGAGAAGGGCACUCUCUUUUUGCCUAUCGAAAACAAUGAGGUGGAUUUCUCCAACGAGAUGGUGAAGUUGGAGCUAGAAGGAGAAUCGACCAGUCACCAGAACUGGUCGCAAAUAGCGAAUGCUAAUUUAUGCGAUAAAGACGAUGUGAUGCAGCGAUGCUUGGCUAACGCAAAUUUUAUACAGACGCAAGACUCUGACAAACACCAUGGAUUCUGCCAGAACGGACAGCAACCGAAAUUCUAUAAGAUCCAAUGCGCAAUCUGCAAGAAAUGGUUUCUUAACAACGAUUCCAUGGUGACGCAUCUACGAUCGCACUGUAGCGGAAAUCAAUGCGAGGUUUGCCAACAGAGCUUCACUGACAACUCUAACCUACAUGCCCACAUGUUAUCUCAUGUCGGAAUGAGCCCGUUCGAAUGCAACAUUUGUCAGAAAAAAUUCGCUUACAAAUGGAGCUUGAGAAGCCACAUGCAAUUACACACAUUGGAAAAACCGUACGAUUGCGACGCAUUGCAACAGGCUUUCAUGAAACGAGCCGGGAUGGCCGAGCAAAUAAUGCAGAUGGAGGAUAGACCCUUUGAAUGUGACGUAUGUCACGUGACGUUUAAAGAGAAGAUUAAUUUGAAUCGGCACAUGGCAAACCACGCAAACGCGGACAAGCCCUACAAGUGUACGAUUUGCUUCGAAGCGUUCAAGGAAAAAGCGAAGUUGAAUAUGCAUUUGCCGCUGCACACGGGGAACAAGCAUUUCAAGUGUACGCUGUGCCACAGAUCGUUCGCCCAGAAAACCGCACUCAACAAUCACAUGCUGGCGCACAGCGGCGAGAAACCGCACGCGUGUAACAUCUGCGAGAAAACGUACAAGAGAAAAUCAGAAUUGAUCAGGCAUACUAUGGUUCACACCGGCGAGAGACCGUACGAGUGUAAGGAAUGUUUGAUGACUUUCCGAGAGAAGGCCAAACUAAAUUCUCACAUGUUGGUUCACACCGGUGAGAAACCGCACGAGUGUCACAUCUGCCACAAGGCGUGCGCGAGGAAAUCGGAUUUGAACAGUCACAUGUUGUUGCACACCGGUGGUCAAUAUGAUUGCAAGGUCUGCGACAAGAUUUUCACCAGAAAGUCCGAUCUAAAUCGGCAUACUCUAAUACACACUGGUGAGAAACCGUUUGCGUGCAAUUUAUGCGAUAUGGCGUUCAGAGAGAAGACCCGACUGAACUCGCACAUGAUCAUACACACAGGCGACAAGCGACACGCGUGUCACAUUUGUCAGAAAACAUUUAAGGAGAAGUCGUCGUUAAGGAAACACAUGUUAAGUCACACCGGCGACAGACCGUACGAAUGUUAUGUCUGUCAUAAAGCUUUUACGCAGAAAACUACGUUGAACAGCCAUGUCAUGGUUCACGCCGGUGAGAGACCAUAUGAAUGUAGUACUUGUCAAAAAAUAUUUAAGGACAAAGCGGCGUUAAAAAAGCACUUGUUGGUGCACGUUAAUGAAAAAACUCAUGAAUGUCUUAUUUGUAUGAAAAAAUUCGCCCAUAAAACAGCAUUGAAUAGUCACUUAUCCUCAAAUCACAUAUCCUAACUACACGGAUCUAGUCUAUUACGGCUUUCUGUUUCUUUACAUUGAGCACCGUAUGUUUGUAGUUGUAUAGCAUAUUUCCAUAAUGAUGACACCUGUAUCUGUUUUAUAUACCAAUAGGUCUGAUAAAGUCGUAUUUUUUCCUGUGUAUGGACAAAUAAUAAAUUAAUUUCUAAGUAA
This is a messenger RNA of Monomorium pharaonis (pharaoh ant), 2276 nucleotides long. Its product is annotated as zinc finger protein OZF. The coding region runs from base 495 to 2099 and encodes 534 amino acids. The record is from RefSeq and is a predicted model, not a curated record. NCBI's taxonomy places the organism in Eukaryota, Metazoa, Arthropoda, Insecta, Hymenoptera, Formicidae. The transcript is spliced from 4 exons.